Molecule: messenger RNA, 612 nt
Organism: Acanthoscelides obtectus
Lineage: Eukaryota; Metazoa; Arthropoda; Insecta; Coleoptera; Chrysomelidae
Source: the annotation of a GenBank genome assembly
AUGGAUAAUUACACCCAAAUUAAAGAUAUGAGGCCAGGACUGAAAAACGUUAAUGUCGUGUUUAUUGUGCUCGAUGUUGGACCACCUACGUUAACUAAAGAAAACCGUGAAGUGAGGACUUUUAAAGUGGCUGAUCAGAGUGCGUGUAUCAAUGCCAGCAUUUGGGAUGAAGCAAGUCAACUUUUAAUACCUGGAGACAUAGUGAAACUAACCAAAGGAUAUGUGUCUAUAUGGCGGAACUGCCUCACACUCUACACUUCAAAAGGAGGAGAUUUACAAAAAAUAGGCGAAUUUUGCAUGGUAUUUAAUGAGCAGCACAAUAUGAGUGAACCGAGCCAAGCUUUCCCACCAACAUGUGGACCACCAAACAGUUUAACGAUGAACAAUGGGACGAAUAAUGGAGCUGGAAGGGUUGGAGCACCUGCACAGAAUUUGACCACCACUACACCACCCCUUGUACAACAUAAUAAUGUUGCUGGAACUGCCAAGGCUACCUCAAACAGUAGUACAAGACCAGUUGGAAAUGGACCUGCUUUGGAAAAUCAAAAACGUCAAAGAGGCUCAAGAGGAGGACAACAUAGAAAUAGACACAACACUACUAGAACAACUUAA